UUACUGUUAUUGAAAAAGACAGAAAAGACAUUUUUGAUGGACCAGUUACUGUUUUUGAAAAAGACAGAAAAGACAUUUUUGAUGGACCAGUUACUGUUAUUGAAAAAGAUUUCAAACAACUUCCAAAACCUACCAACGUUAACAUGAAAAAGGAAUCUGAUAGGCUCACUGUCUCUUAUCAACCAAUAACACUUUCAGAAGGUCUGAAUAUUUUCGAAGGAUAUAAAGUUAAUUUAUAUGAUAUACAGAAACCUGAUAAGGCAAUAGCUGAAUCGCAAAUAAUUAAAAAAAUCACAUCAAGCUAUUAUGAGUUUAAUCUUAAAGAAAUUGAAUUUGAGGAAGAUCAAGAUUACCGAGCCGAAGUGCAUGCAGUUGUAUCGACUGACCAAGCAAUAAGUAGUUUUCCAGAAAAAUCAACUAGAACCAUGAGAAGUUUGCCUUUCCCAAGGAAUAUACAAAUAACAGCUAAAAAUGAUAAAUCUAACGAGCAAAUAUUUGUAGUUUCUUGCGAUUUUAGUUCAAAAAUUCAAACAUAUAAAUUAGGUGUCGAAAAUACUAAAACAGGAAAAACUAUUGAAAAAACAAUUAAUAUUCAAUCUCAAGAUAAAAUUGAUCAAGAAUUAUCUCCUGAUAAUUCUGAUUUACUUGAAUCACCGGACUCAUCAAAAAAAGUCAAAUUUCGUGCUUUUGCACAAGCAAUUGGUGAUGACGAUCAACUCGAUAGUAAGAUUGUAAAGUCGGAUUCUACAGUUGCUCAAUACGCAGCACCUCAGAAUGUCGACUUCAGUUAUAGGUAUGAUGAGAUUCUUAACCAUGAAUUUACAGUAACAUUUGAAGAACCUGAAUUUGCUGAGGAACCUGAAAAAGGUUAUUAUGAGAUUCAAGUCGUACAAGUCGGAAAUAAUAAAUUUAUUGGAAAAGAGGAAACUGACAAAAAAGUGAAAGUUGUAUUAUAUGUUAAACAAUUGGAUGUAG
Racocetra fulgida is the source of this 975-nucleotide messenger RNA. The record is from the annotation of a GenBank genome assembly. Lineage: Eukaryota; Fungi; Glomeromycota; Glomeromycetes; Diversisporales; Gigasporaceae.